AUGAGUUUCCGAAUCAGAUCCUGUACACAAGGCCUAAGAGGCCUCACAUCCACCCCUCUACAUCUACGCAGCAGCACACUGAGUCACAUCCGUCCCCUAUCAACAACACCAACAACCCACCUCCCCUCCCUAUCCUCUACCAAAGAACCCCUCCGCCCGCCAACAACAGCGCAAGAACGGCAGGAAAUGCUCGAAACGCUCGAGCGGCAAAUCCUAUCCCCCGAGCGCGCCGAAACCGCCUACAGCGGCACAGACAACGCCGUCGGCGGCGACAACUACGCAUACGACCCCUCGAUAACAAACCCCGAGGGCGAGUUCCAGUGCUUCGAAGAGGAGGUGCGUGUUGACGGCGCGGUUGAUCCGCUCUACGUCUCCCCUGCGAAUCGGGAUUUCAGCCAGAUGCUGGAUCCGAAUUUGGAUGGGAGGGCUGUUGGGAGUGAUAAAGGGGAUCGGCUGGGUGCGGCGGGCAGUGUGAGGGGGUGGGUGAAGAAGGGGAAGGAGGUUAAGAUUCGACAGGCGAAGGGGAAGGGGGUGAAUGUUGAUGAGUAUGAGAGGUUGUUGAAGGGACUGAGGAAGGUGCAGAUGAGGCAUAUGGGCAAGGAUGCAACGGAGAAGCCAGCUUGA
Molecule: messenger RNA, 624 nt
Organism: Aspergillus puulaauensis
Lineage: Eukaryota; Fungi; Ascomycota; Eurotiomycetes; Eurotiales; Aspergillaceae
Exons: 2
Coding region: 1-624 (207 amino acids)
Source: RefSeq, a predicted model, not a curated record